Molecule: messenger RNA, 1630 nt
Organism: Armigeres subalbatus
Lineage: Eukaryota; Metazoa; Arthropoda; Insecta; Diptera; Culicidae
Product: pre-mRNA-splicing factor RBM22
Exons: 3
Coding region: 244-1539 (431 amino acids)
Cellular component (GO): Prp19 complex; U2-type catalytic step 1 spliceosome; U2-type catalytic step 2 spliceosome
Molecular function (GO): metal ion binding; pre-mRNA binding; U6 snRNA binding
Source: RefSeq, a predicted model, not a curated record
ACGAAGUGAAACGUCAAAACAGAAAAAAGCAAAAUGCUGCCGAAACGAAAGUAAAAUUUUUACUGGCGAUACAUUUAUCCAAUUACAACUCGUAAAAUACUGUGUUUUUGCAUUCAAAUUGACAUCAUUAUUCGCGUUCUAUACGGUGUCUACCAAGUGCUACAGGAAAACUGCCUACCAUAACCGUUUAAUCGUAGAGAAAUUUGAUUGAUCGAACGGCUACCGAAACAACACUCAGGCAAAAUGGCGAUGUCAAAGACGACCAACACGUACAAUCGCCAAAAUUGGGAAGAUUCCGAAUUUCCCGUUCUGUGCCAGACGUGUCUCGGUGAUAAUCCUUACGUUCGAAUGAUCAAAGAGCGAUACGGAAAGGAGUGUAAAAUUUGCACCCGACCGUUCACAAUCUUCCGGUGGUGUCCGGGAGCGAGAAUGCGCUUCAAGAAAACCGAAAUCUGCCAGACGUGCAGCAAGCUGAAAAACGUUUGCCAGACUUGUUUGCUGGAUUUGGAGUACGGUCUUCCGACGCAGGUGCGCGAUGCUGCACUUAAAAUCCAGGACAAGAUACCGGAAAGCGAUGUGAACAAAGAGUACUACAUUCAGACGAUUGAAGCUCAACUAAAGGCGGGUGGUGACAACACGGUAGCGGCAGGGACGGUGGGCAAAUCUCUCGCCGCCAGCGACAUGUUGGCCAAGUUGGCCCGAACGGCACCGUACUAUAAGCGAAAUUUGCCCCAUAUUUGCUCUUUCUGGGUGAAGGGUGAAUGCAAACGAGGUGAAGAAUGCCCUUACAGACACGACAAGCCUGUCGAACCGGAUGACCCGCUGUCGGAGCAGAAUAUCAGAGAUCGUUACUACGGACGCAAUGAUCCAGUUGCGGACAAACUGAUGAAACGAGCAGCGUCGAUUCCAACACUAGAACCACCAGAAGAUAAGACGAUUACAACAUUGUACGUCGGUAAUCUCGGGGAACACCUCACCGAGGUGGACAUUCGAGACAACUUCUACCACUACGGAGAAAUCCGAUCCGUUUCGUUGGUACCCCGUCAGCAGUGUGCUUUCGUGCAGUAUACAAAGCGUGCCGCUGCGGAACUAGCCGCUGAAAAGACUUUCAACAAAUUGGUUCUCGGUGGUAAAAAGCUCACCAUCAAGUGGGCCCACUCGCAGGCAAAAUCGACGGCGUACGCGCAAAGUUCGGUUCCGCGGACCAAUCGAUUAUUCGAUCCGGUUCCGGGUCUACCUGGUCAACUACCGAUGCCUCCCAACCCGAACGACUACUUCAACCUGCAGGCAUCGGAAAUGGCCGUCCUGCCGGCGGGCAUGAAGAUCCACCAACUGCCACCGGGGCUGAUUCCCGGUGCACCGAGUAUGUACCAACCGCAGCCAUCCAGCUCGGGAACGACUGGACCGGCGGCGGCUGCAGCUGCCGUGGCCGCUGCUCAUUCUCAGCAGCAGGUUAUGGUUCCGUCUACGCUUCCCAACCCAGGACAGAUGCAUUACCCCAGUCAAGAUCCGGCGCGGCUGGGUGCACUCAAAAAGUGAGGCGUGACAGGCAAAACGUAAUGUGAGCGAUCGUGAGAAUAUGAGUAGUAUGUGAAUAUUGCGGAAUACAUUACCAAUAAACAUAAAAUAG